GUGAACACCAGAGCUGUAAUUAUCUUCAUUUAUGUUUAGCAAUUUGGAAUGAGAGCAACAAUAGUGAGGGAGAUGAAGUAUUUAUCCCUGAACUGAAGAUACAAGGUUUGUUUUUUACAUUUACAUAUUCUUUGUAGUUACAUUAUUACAUUAUCAUGCAAUGACCACAGUUGUCAGCUACAACAUGUAUUGGUUGUGCUCUCUGUUUUCCCUUCACAUCUCCUUGUUUUAGGUCAAAACAACACACGCGGUUUCUAUUACCUCAUUAACCACGAGCUGGGGAUGACACGCCACACAGUGUGACAGACAAGUUGGUCCCAGGAUGAGGAGAGAUCUUGGGGUGGCUUUGCUCUUGCUGCUGUCUGCAGCUGUAGAGUCCAACAGCAUGUCUCCACCAGGGAAACCAGUGCUGCUCGGCUGCAGGUCCCCUGAGAAGGAAACGUUUACCUGCUGGUGGGAGCCGGGCUCUGAUGGAGGGCUGCCCACCUCCCACCAUCUGUACUACGAGAGAGAAAGGUUAGAGGGAACGUACGAGUGUCCGGACUAUCGGUCGGCAGGAAGAAACUCCUGUUUCUUUGAUAAGGAACACACCUCCAUCUGGGUCGACUACCACCUGACAGUGAUGGCCUCCAAUGCACUCGGGAAUGCCACUUCAGAGCCCUUUAAGACGGACGUGAUGGAAAUUGUGAAGCCCGAUGCUCUUGAGAAUGUGACGCUGCUGGUGGAGGAGAGAGAGGACAGUCCAUACCUUCACGUCAGAUGGGAGCCUCCCUCUAACACCGACACCAAGUCCGGCUGGGUCACCUUGAAAUAUGAACUAAGAGUCCGACAAGACAACAGCAACAAGUGGACGGAGUACACGUCAGGUACACAAUCUCAUUUCAGCCUGUACAGCAUCAGUCCUGGGGUGGUGUACACGGUUCAGGUGCGCUGCAGACUAGACCACGGCUCCUGGAGUGAGUGGAGCAACUCUACCUGUGUGAAAAUCCCUCACUAUCAUCAGAAUGAGAGACCAUUUUGGAUAAUGGUUUCUAUCCUCUCUGCAAUUCCAUUUAUAACAGCAGUGUGUGUCUUGGUAAUGAAGAGGAAAUCUGUGAAGCAGUGUGUUCUGCCCCCUGUUCCUGGUCCAAAGAUAAGAGGUGUUGACGGUCAACUUUUCCAGAGUGGGGGAUCUGAAGAUGUCGACAAUGCCCUGAUGGUCAACCAGAGCUUUCCUCCUAUCGGGGCCUGGAAAGACCAAAUGGAGGAGUACCUAAUUGUGACUGAAAAUGACGAUGGGCUUCCCUCCAAAUCUCAAAAAAUGAAGAAAAGCUUCAUUAUUCCCACUGGCUUCAAAUUAGACUUGGAAAAAAUCUAUUAUGAGGAGACAACACCAUGCCAAAAUAACUGGGAAAAGGCUGAGAAAAGAAAUAAUGAAAUGGAUAGCUUUGAAGGCGAUAACACCAUCAAACCCUUCACAAACAGAGGUUAUGUGGAUAUUCAGGGACAUGCGGAAAACAUACAGGUGGUGGAUGUGAAACAGGUGAACUACAGCAGAGUGGAAGUGGUGAAUGGUGACAAUAUUCUCAUCUACGAGAAAGAAAACAUCCCAUUUGAGAGCUCUGGCUACAUUGAUGUUCAGAUACCAGUGAACAUACCAGAGGACUACAGCAGGGUGAAGGAGGUGGACAAUGACAACAUGGUCAUCCUGCAGACACAACAUGCGUCAGUUGACACUUCCAGUAGAGAGAAGGUUAACCAUUACACAGACUGUGCCCUUCAGAAGACAAGAAAACCCAAUAUGUGCACAGAACUCAUCGAACGCGGAUAUGUAGAUGCCAUCCAUCCAUCAUCAAAUAUUGGAUGAAUUGCUAUGAUAUUUAGUAGACAUUUUGUUCUCCAUAGGAUGAAUCGGAAUGACUUCGGUGAUCAUGUGACUUUUCCUCUAGCACCACCAUGAGGUUGACAUUUUUAUGCCUCCGCGCCGGCGGCAUUAUGUUUUCGGGUUGUCUGUCCGUCCCAUUGUCGUGAACGCGAUAUCUCAGGAAGGCCUUCAGUGUAUUUCUUCAAAUUUGGCACAGACGUCCACUUGCACUCAAGGUUAAACGGGUUAGAAUUUGGUGUUCAAUGGUCACUGUGACCUCACAAAACACGUAUUGUGCCAUAAUGCAAGAAUUUCAUAUGCUUGUGACAUUUUCACACAAAGGUCUAAUAAAAUUAUGUUUUUGGACAGACGUUUUGGAUAGAUAUGGAUGUAGACUGCACCAUGACCGGUAUGCAGAGGCAUACACUUGCGAGGCGGUAGUUCUAGUUGGUUUGAGUUAAAUUUCUUGACAUGUACUGAAUGUGUUGUUGUGAAAUUUGCUACAUAAACCUAAUAUAUAUAUAUAUAAAUACCAUCAUCUGGCAGCAUCAUCAUGUCAAUAUUUCAAUUUGUCCAAUACCUAAAAAAAAAAGUGACAUUCCCAUCAGCCUCAGCUGCAUGUUUUUACCAAUUCACAAAUGUUAGCAUGCUAACAGGGUAAACAUUAACUGGCAUCACAAAGCCCCUCUCAACGCCUUGAGUCUUGUUUGCUAACAAUGGAGCUUUACAGUACUGAGGAUUAAGCGUUAGUAGGAUUCUUGUUUGCAGGAUCAAUUAAUGUGUUGGUUUUGGUUUUCUUGCAUUGGAUUUGUUGAGACUAAAAAGAGAUUAGUGAAAUGAUUGGGGCACCGACAACGUCAUGCCAGCGAAGGCCCUAUUGAAACUGUAGCGUUUCUUUUUCUUCUGCCAAAUUUAUUGGCUUUAUCGUGCUCAAAAACAUACCAAUUUUGACAUGCAUAUCAGGACUGGUGAAACAUUUGAUAUUUUAGGUGUCUCGCAUUUGGGUAUGAAAGAACGGCUCUAUAGUGCCCCCUAGAGCUGAUUUUAACUUUGAAAGGCCACGCCCCUCACCCCGUAUGUCUGAUUGACUUGAAAUUCAACACACGUCAAGUUCUAUCUGCUCGACAAAAGUCAAAAAGACUCCUAAACUCCGCCUCCCAAAAUGUUCCGCCAUUUUGAAUUUAGUGAAAAACACAUUUUUGCAAACUCCUCCUAAACGCUGGAUCCGUUUGCGACUGCACAUAAACAUGAUAGUAGACGAGUCAACUAAACUCUUUACUAAUUCUGCAACAUACUUAAAAAGGCAACUGAUUUUUAAAAGAAUGAUUGUUCCUAAAACUCAUUUGACAUAUUGAGUUUCAUUCCAAAAGUCUAGAGGCGACUUUAUAUCGCACAAUACAAGGGAUUAAAAAAUAAACCCUCUUUAGUAAAGUAUUAGUCAGAGAAUUCAAAUGUGUUGACACAGGUGACAUCUCAUGAGUAUUUUAUAGCGGAUGGCAUUUCAAAAUGUUUGCACAUUGUACAUUUUAAGCAGUGCGUCUGGUGUUGAAUGGCCCUUUGCAUAGUGCAGUUUGAACCCUGGAUUAUUUUGGCUGCCUCGGUUUGACAGUUGCUUUAAGAGUAAACAUGCAUUUCUGGUCUAUUUAUGAACUAUGGUUUUAAAAGUGAUCUCAUGAAAGAUGUUUCUUAUUUUCUUUCACCUAAAUAAACAAAAUGUUUGAGUAACUUUCAGAUAAAACUUUAAAUAUUUUCCAAGAUUCUUUAUUCAGGUGAAAAUUCAAUCGUCUGUAAUAUCCAUUGACAAAAUGUUAAUCAUUUACAAUUACCAAAACAAUCUAUAUCUGCUUCGUUUUUCGUUGUUUAUUAAUGACCCAAACUCACUGAAAGUAAACACUGCAUUUGUCCUCUUUAUGAAGACACUACAUUGAUAUUUUGCUUGAAGAAAAUGAAUCAACUCCAAAUUGUCCUUUGAUUUUACUUUCCUAGUUAACAUGCAACAAUUGGUUGCAUCUCUGUUGUCCUAGGAAAUACAGCCUACAGUCCAUCUUACAUUCAGAGUUUAUAUUCAAGGAUUUAUAAAACAGCUAAAUCAGGAAUU
This is a messenger RNA of Anarrhichthys ocellatus (wolf-eel), 3941 nucleotides long. RefSeq names its product prolactin receptor b (gene prlrb). Gene Ontology annotation, biological process: cytokine-mediated signaling pathway. NCBI's taxonomy places the organism in Eukaryota, Metazoa, Chordata, Actinopteri, Perciformes, Anarhichadidae. Gene Ontology annotation, molecular function: cytokine binding; cytokine receptor activity. The coding region runs from base 323 to 1846 and encodes 507 amino acids. Gene Ontology annotation, cellular component: external side of plasma membrane; signaling receptor complex. The record is from RefSeq and is a predicted model, not a curated record. The transcript has 9 exons.